AUGGAAGCUCUGAAGGGUCACGACGUUGUUUUGGUGGCCGGUGGCACAUCUGUUAGUCUCGCGGGCGAGAACAAGGACAUCUUGCUCAACGAGGACGCUGAUUUUUCCGUGCCAUGCCUUGAUUUCGCUUGCCUUCUGGACGAUGGUUCUUGUCAUUGCAGCAUCCUGCUCGUCAUCCGCCUUGACGACCUCGUUUCGCCUGACGAGGAAAAUUGUGGAACGCGGGUUCUUCACAUCGAGUCAGUUCCCGACGAGGAUAAACAUUCAAAGCUGGCGGACGACGUGGUCGGGUGGUUCGCGAGGGUGGUUGCAUCGGAGAACUUGGAGCCGGAUCUCAAGAAGGAAGUUUGGCAGCGGGCGCUGGUGCUCAGGCGAGAGUGGAUGGCUGUGGGUGAUUCAUCCGCGGGAAACCAGAACAGGAAGGUGGAUGACGCGGGAAACGAGAAGGGGCCUGCCGCGCCAACCGCGGAGAAGAACACCGCAGCUGACGACGUGGACAAGGCCACUCCACCCCGCGUAACCGAGAAUCGGUUGGAGGUUGCUAGUGGCAGAGGUGGGAAAUGGCCGAAAAGGAGCGGCGGCCGCUCCGCCGAACAGCUCUCCAAGUUGCCGGCGCUCACGCUUGCGCACGAGGUGGUGCGUCUCGAGGCCGAAGUCUGUCGGCUGAAGGAGUUGGCAAAUACGCAAGAAAGGCGAUUGGCACACCAGCGGGAUACGAUGUCGGAGUUGAUGGGCCGCGCGGAGGAGAGCCAAGAGGGGUUUGAACGGGCAUUGACGACCAUGAACCGCCUCGUGGCCCGCGCCGACGAUGCGGAUAAGCGAGGUCGCAAGGAUGUUGCAAACGCGGUCCAGGAAAUGCGCGUGGAGAGGGCGAACGCGACUUCUCAAAGGGAGACGGCGGCGCUCACAUUUGCACGCCUUGAGGCCGCGGUGGUGGAGUUGAAGUCCACGAUUUUUUCCGCGCUCAAUAGUGCCGCAGAGCAGACUCGCGCGUCGGGUGUCACAAGCCUCCCGCUCAUCCUAUCAGGGGGUGGUGAGUCCGCGCGUCAGGAGAAGCGUCCUGUACCUCAAGCUGCCGAAGGCGAGGCUACUACGGGCCGCGUGAAGAAGUUGAAGGCCGCUGGAAAAGAUUCAUCUACCGCGGCUGCUGCAGUGAAGGACUGUGGAGUCGCGGCUGCGAGGCUUGCCAUUGCGGGGAGCAAGAACGAGGGCGCGGUAGUUAUUUCUGACGACGAGGAUGCGGAGGCGUUGGAAUCGCGGAAAAGGUUUCUUGCGGCCCGGGCUGCGGUGAAGGGUGCUGGUCGUGGGGGUGCAAUGGCCAAGGACCCGAAGGACCAGCUUUGUAUUGGGACCGGUGUUGUGGAGGGGGGACAUAAGAACGUCGCGGCCACACAGACGGCGAUGGUCGGAGUCCGCUUUACUCCGGGGAACAAAAACCCGUUCUCGGUUGAGCUUCAUCACGGAGGGGUGCGCUACUAUCUCGGCUCGUUUUCGCGUACUACGCUCGCGCGCUACCUGUCUGCGGUGGCACAGACCAUGUGGCACGGCCGCGUUCAGAGUCGUGAGUUGGUGCUCUCCAAUAAGGAGGAAUCCGAUUGGGCGGAAAAUCUCGACCUGGCGCGGAAGAUGACCGCGGGCCUAUGUUCAAAUCAUUUUCUGCGGAAACUGGCUGGCAACCACAAGAGGAUGCUCAACAUUUUCAAAACGUGUCGCGAACUUGUGGAAGCGGAUUCGGACAACACUGUCCAGUCCGCGUUAUGUGCUGCAGUUGGGCUAGAGGUCGCGGAAGAUGAUGCGAAAGUGAAGGGGAAAGAACAGAAGACGUUAUUCGCCGCCGCGGUCGCGUUCGCGUUUGCUGCUGUGUGGAGUCUGACCGCGGAAUAUGCGCGCUGCAACACGGCAGGUGGUGCGAGAUCAGCCUGGAAAAGAGUCACCGUGGAGGUUCGUGCUGCCGCGGUCAAAAGUGGCUCAGCCGCUGCAAAGCUGUGUCGCGCUAGUGUGGAUCAACUGGAGGGUUUGGAGGUGUGUUGGAGAGACGUGUGCUCGGACAUCCGGAAACACCAAGGUGAUCAGCUGGGGGCCACGGCGAGCAUCCAGAAGAGGGUGCUGAAGUUGUAUGGGGAAGAGCUUGACAUGACCGACAAGGUUGUCGUGCAUCAGCUGAUCCAGGUGGUGGUCGACUGGAACUACGGUUCGUCCGUGUUCCUGGCAACAAAAGGUGUGGGCCUUUACAUGGAAUACCCGAAAAAGAAGGGGACGCGUGGGAAGGGCAAGAAUGGGGACGCGGGAGAGAAGGAUGGGAAGAGCGAUAUGGAUGAGAGGAAGGGCGAGGAGGCGGAGCACAGUGAUGGAGAAGACAUUUAG
Molecule: messenger RNA, 2364 nt
Organism: Closterium sp. NIES-65
Lineage: Eukaryota; Viridiplantae; Streptophyta; Zygnematophyceae; Desmidiales; Closteriaceae
Source: the annotation of a GenBank genome assembly